Stereum hirsutum FP-91666 SS1 is the source of this 2187-nucleotide messenger RNA. RefSeq lists its product as uncharacterized. The record is from RefSeq and is a predicted model, not a curated record. Lineage: Eukaryota; Fungi; Basidiomycota; Agaricomycetes; Russulales; Stereaceae. The annotation marks the transcript as partial. The transcript has a single exon.
UAUAUCCAUGCCCUAAGGAACUCCAGCCUGGACGAUUCUGCGAUGGCCGAGGACGAUAUUGAGCGACUCAGAAAUCCCCUCGAGGAAGAAGUUACGCUUAACGACCCCGAUGAACGUUACGCUGUCGAUCUCUACAUUUCACUCACCGAUGGCGAUACCUCUGAUGAAUCGUAUACAAAAGCUCGGGACGCCUAUCACCGCCAUCCGAACCACUCCGAAAUUCUCUCUCUCCACUCCGUCAAGCGAAAAAUCUCGGACAUUACAGGGAUUACUUCCAUCAUACACGACAUGUGCCCCAACAUCUGUCAUGCAUACACGGGGCCGCUCGCCGACCUCGAUAACUGCCAAAUCUGCGGUGAGCCACGGCGAGACGAUUCUGGCCGCCCUCGACUUCAAUUCCAUACCUACCCAUUUGGGCCACAGGUGCAGGCACGCUAUCGCUCGCCCAAGGCAGCGGAGGAGAUGCACUACCUCGGAAGGGAGAUGGAGUUCGUCGCGGAAAGGAUUCGCGCAUCGGGAAGGCUCAGCCAGUUCGAUGAUAUCUGCUACGGUGCCGAUGUCUGGGAGGAAUACGAGCGUGGCGCGAUUGGGCCAAACGACACGCUUGCCAUUCUUUCAAUGGACGGAGCGCAGUUGUACAAGAACAAGGAGUCAAAUUGCUGGAUCUAUAUCUGGAUUCUCGUGAACGUGUCGCCUCUGAAACGGUACAAGAAGGCGUACAUCAUACCUGGAGCUAUUAUUCCUGGACCUGGAAAGCCAAAAUUAGCGGACUCGUAUAUAUUUCCUGGCCUUCAACAUUUUAUCGCGCUUCAGAGGGAGGGUCUUACGAUCUGGGAUGCAUCGACGAGCGCCACAUUCAUCUCUCGACCAUACCUCCUUCUUGCCACUGCUGAUGCUGUCGGUGCUCCGGCUUUUCAUGGAGGUGUUGGUCACCACGGAAGGCGGGGCUGUAGGGAAGGGUGCAUCAGGAUUGGACGCCGGAAACCGGAUGGGUCGCAUUACUACGCUGCAUGUCUCAAACCACAUGGAUAUGCCGUCGAAGGCUGCACUCAUGAAGACGUCGACCCAGCAAAUAUCAACUAUUCCACAGAGGAGCAACUCUUGGAGAGUAUGAAAUAUCUUGUGGCCUCCACGAAUGCCACCGAAUACCAGCGCCGCCGUCUAGAGACUGGGUAUACCCGCCCAAGUAUUUUCUGGGGCAUGACUCGCCGAUCAUCCCUACUUCGUCUCUUUCCCGGGGACAUCAUGCACCUCCUUGGCCUCAAUAUUCCCGAUCUCUUCAUUCAUCUUUGGCGGGGACUCUUUUACUGCGACACCGACCUAGGUGAUAACAAAAACACGUGGGAAUGGGUGGUCUUAGUAGGAGAUGUGUGGAAGCUGCUUGGGAAAGAGAUUGGCGAGGCGCGCCGAUUUUUUCCUGGAUCCUUCGACCGUCCUCCUCGUAACCCAGCCGAAAAAAUCAAUAGCGGUUACAAGUGUUGGGAGUUCAUCCACCUCUUUUACGGUAUCCUCCCGGGAUUUCUCCACGGUAUUCUUCCCGACUUAUACUGGCGGCACUUCUGUAAACUUGUGACCGCUGCACGCAUCAUCUUUCAGCCCAAGGUCCACCGUACGCAACUGGAAUUCGCCUGUCAUCUUCUUCGUCAGUUUAGUUACGAGUACGAGAUCAUCUAUGUCCGCCGAAAGAUCUCUCGACUUCACUUCGUCCCACAAUGCAUGCACGGGCUGGGCCACCUCUCUCCUUCCACCAUUCGUAUUGGACCCCUUCCCCUUUCUUGUCAAUUCCCAAUUGAGCGCACCAUAGGAGAUUUGGGUGCAGAGCUACGUCAGCCGUCCAAUCCUUUUGCGAACCUUGCAAAACGGGCUCUACGCCGUGCACAGGUCAACGGUCUCAAGGCCAUGGUCCCUGAUCUGGCUCCCGACAAAUCAAUCGUCUCCGCCAUAAUGCCCUCACAAGACCUCGGUGACGGCUACUAUCUCUUGCAUCCACGAGACACUCGAGUCCAUCUGGCAACCCCAGCGGAGACCGAUGCAAUUAUGGCCUUCUUUACUCAUAUCGAAAACCAUGGAGUGGAUUCAACCAAUAUUACUCGGUGGGCCCGUCUUCGUCUUCCGAAUGGGCAUGUUGCUCGAACGGCUUGGAAGGAGAAAGCCAAUGCAACGACCCGUGAGGCGCGAAAUGUAAAG